AUGGCGCGCUGUGGGGGGAACGCGGCCUCCCGGGCCUCUGCGGGGACCCGCGAAGGAGGAAGAAAGGGCAGCGACAGGGGUGCCUCAGAGAAGCGGAGGUUGAAAGAGAUAGUGGCUGAGCAACUGAGGCAGGAUAUGGGAAGGCUUCUUAAAGAGGAAAUCCAGACAGACAUCACUUUCUGUGUUGGGAAUAUUCUGUUCAGAGCUCACAAGGCAGUGUUUGUAGCAAGAGUUCCAGACUUUAUUUUGCACGUUGCUGGGAGAGGGUUAAAUAAUCUAAGCAGGAGUGAAGUUAUUAAUCUGGAGAAUUUGGAACCCUUUGAAUUUAAAACAUUCCUACAGGUUGUCUAUUCAUCUGACAGAAACAUAAAAGAGGCUGAGCAAGAGGUUCUCAAGAAGAAACUAUCAAAGCCUAGAUUAACAAAGGAAGAUGAAAGUCUUCAAGUCAGCCAUCUACAGAAUGGCCAAAUAUCAGCCGCACAGUGCCUGGAAAAUCAUGAAAGGCCACCUGGCUAUCAGUAUUCCUCAAACGGAGCUGUAGAAACAGAAACUGCUACUGCUGCUUUUAUUGCAAAUGAAAUUCCUGAAGAAGCUGUUGAUGCUAAAGGCAAUGUAACUGUGUCAGUUGAUUCUGAAAUAGAAACUGCAUCUAACUUAGGAAAAGAUCUGUUGAUGAUCUACAAGAAGUCUUGGUUUUCUGAUAUUAAUAUUUGGAUUGAUGGGAAACCAUUUAAAGUGCACAGGGCCAUUUUAUGUGCCAGAUCUAGUUACUUUGCUGCUAUGCUGAAUGGGAGCUGGGCUGAAAGCUCUCAAGAGCACAUCACUCUUCAAGGUAUAAACCAUGUAGAAAUGACUGUCAUUCUGCAUUUUAUCUAUGGAGCAAUUUUGGAUAUCCCAAAGAAAGCAGAUGCUGGUUGUGUACUGAGCAUUGCAGACAUGUAUGGACUAGAGGGUCUGAGAGAAGUAGCUAUAUAUGUUCUGAAAAGAGACUACUGCAACUUCUUUCAAAAGCCUGUGCCUGGAAAGCAUCAGCCUGUUUUAGAAUGUCUAGCUAUUGCCCAUUCAGUGGGAGCAGAAAACCUCUACGAUGCUUGUAUGAAGUGGUUAGUUCAGAAUUUUGUAAGUUGUUGGUCGGAGAAGAGCUUUGCUAGUUUACCCACUGAGCUUCAAAAUAAUUGCCUUAUAACAGUGAUCCGCUCUUUGAGUCCACAGAAUUCAGCCCAUCUUUUGAUGGAAACCAACCGGUUGAUCACUAGUCUUCCUCAGGUGAAAUGGACUGAAACAGCUCUCACCUUGGCAUCUAGGUUGCAAGAAGAGUGUGUCGCAUUCAUGGUGUCAAAUUUCCCUGAGAUAAUACAAAGUGAAGGCUUUUUUGCCCUGUUACAGGCUGAGGCCAUGAGCAGCAAAGCUGACCUCCUUGAUCAAGUCUUUGAAGCCAUUCAGAAAACCAUUAGCACUGAAAAUAGUUGUGGUCUUCUAAUAGCUCUCGACUCUCUAUUAAGUUCUGCCUAUGUGAAUGAGACGGGGUUUACGUGCAAGAUCCAGGCUCUGCAUGAUAAGCUGUGGAUCUUCCUGGUUCAGUCAUUUUAUGCUGUUCGUCACACAGAGAGCUGGAAGCUGCUGAAGCCACACGACCAACAGAAAAUACAAGCAGCUGCUUUUGACAAAGGCGAUGCUAGAAGACCAGCCAAAAAGCCUGUAUUCACUAGUUCUCAGUUAAACCGAUGCACUACUGACACUUCUGGUAUAAAACAUACUGCUUGGAAAGCAGACGGAAAGCAAAACGGUUGGGGUGAUUCCUCCACUAAUCAGGAUAAAAUGAAAUCCGAUGGAUUAGGAGCAUCUGGACAUACAUCGGCUACCAACAGGAACAGCACUAAUAAGGCUUUGAAACAUGAUGAUUUAAAGGGGAAAGACAGUAAAAAAACAGUUUGCAAGAUGACAAAAGAGUCCAAAAUGGGGGAGAAAACGCCUUCACCAAAGGCUAGAGCUGUUAUAAAGCCCAAAAUUGAAAAUAAUGGAAAUGCUAAGUCUGAAAGCUUGCUUACCAAACAGGAUUCUGAUCGGUCAUUAUCUGCUAGUGGACACAAAAAUGCAGGAAGUGGCAAAGCUUUGAAAAACCAAGAAGGUAAAACUGCUGGUGCCCGACCCAAAGUACUUUCUGCAAGCUCAAAUGUACAGAUUAAAGCAAAACCUUUGAAGAAGACCACUGGAAAGGAAUCUCCCUCUCUGAUUGGCACCGAAACUCUAAGCAAAUCAACCAACUCAAGCACAGAUCUGCGGAUGUCCAUUGAACACCUAGAUGAACCCAAGGAGGAAAAAUUAGCAGAUGAAAGGAAAAAGCAUGCAGCUUUGAAAACGAAGUCUGCGCUGAAGAAGACUAAUGGAGUCCCUGCUAAAAAACAAGUUAAUGAUCUUGAGGCUAAUGGUCCAAUGAACAGUGUUGUUAAAAAAUGCACUGGAAAGGGCAACACUGAACAUAUACCACAAGCAGUCUUGAAGAAAAAAGGAAAUGAAGCUGGCAAUUCUACGUUUCAACAGAAGGCAAAGAAUAUAGCCAAUGGUACGAAAAACCAAGGUCCACAGGGAGAUUUACUAAAUCCACUGAAGCCAGGACUUUCCCCAAAACAAAAUGAAGAAACAGAUAUGACACAACAUUUGUCACAACUGGAGAAACAAACUUCUUCAAAGAAAAAGUCUAAAUCUCUGCAAACUGCUUCUGUUAAAGCUACUGCAAAAAUAAUAGUAACAUCCAAAAACCAAACCCAUUCAAAGAAGAGUGAAACAGGGAAUAAUAAAGACCCAAAACAGAAAAUAGUUACAGGACAACCUGCUUUAAAGGUUUCGUCUUCAAGCCAGAAGAAUUCCAGAAGCGAGUCACCAGUUCAGAAGAAUGUGCAUGGAGAAGGGCAAAAGAAUCUAGCCCCCAAACUUGAAAACUCUGCUGCAAUGGGAGCUCAGCUUCAUGGAAGUAACAAAUCUAGUCCAGGGAAGAAAAACAAUAGUGGAACUUCUUUGCUUGAGAUAGAUAAGAGGCACAUACCUAAUUCAGAAAAAUUGACUUCUCUUGAAGAGAGACACUCCAAAGGAGAUUUGGAACAGCCUUGUGUCGCAGAGCUGAAUGUGUCAGUGAAAACGGAAAAGGUAGCAAAACACAUUCAUAAGAAUGAGAAGGAUGAAGGAUCUCCUGUAAAUAUAAAUAUGGAAGAAUGUAAUGCACCUGAAUUGCACCAUGUUAAGGAGCAGAAGGAUAUUGCAUGUGAGAAUACUAGCCAGAAUCCCACCAUCCUGGCUGCAAGCAAGGAAAUGUUAAAGUGCAAAACACUUCCUGAUUCUUUUGCUUGCCAGCAUCCCUUGGAAAAUUCAGGAGAAAAUGAGAACACUUUGAUACAAAAAACAUCAACUGAUUAUAAACCAAAAGAUACCUUGAAAGCUGAAAAGGGUGUUAACUAUGUUGAUGAUCCAUUGCGUCCGUUGUCUGAAGCAGCCAGUGAAAGCUCUAACUCUGAACAUGAGGAGGGGAAGUCUUCUAAGGCCUGUGUGCUAGGGACUGAAAGUGCCGAUGAGUUCUCUGAUAAGUCUGCUCUAACCGAAUCCCAGUCUGCUACAGUGGAAUCAGAUGCCGCUUCCAAAUCUUUCGUAGGCCAAGCUGCUGAGAAAUGCUCCUCUAAAGAUACUGAUACCACGGAAACGCCAGAGAGCCAUGAAAACUCUGAGGCGCCAUUUACAGACCACUGGAACUUGAGCUCCAGUGCGCUUGAUCCAAAAGAAAGCCCUGAAUCAGACACAGGCAGUGCAGCAACAUCCUCAGAUGAUAUAAAGCCAAGAUCGGAAGACUACGAUGCCGGAGGCUCUCAAGAUGACGAGGGCUCCAAUGAAAGAGGGAUUUCCAAAUGCAGCACCAUGUUAUGCCAUGAUUUCCUUGGCAGAAGCAGCAGUGAUACAAGUACACCCGAAGAACUAAAAAUCUAUGACGCCAGCCUAAGGAUAGAAGUAAAAAUGAAAAAGGAAAACUCUGAUCUCUUUCGGGUCAUUUCAACAAGCGAUGAUGAGAUCCCAAGAAAACGGCCCGAAACAUGGCCGCAUCAAAGUGGUGAGAGAAGGGCUGGAUCUAGGGGGAGCAAUGCUAAUUUUGCCCCUGCACAGUUUCCUCAGGAAGCCGAUCAAGUCUCCUCUUCAGCAGAUGAAACAGAAGAUGAAAAGUCUGAAAACGAAAAUGUUGCAGAACGCCUGCCCCCACCAGAAGCUCCUCCUGUUCAGCAGUUCCAUGGAAUAGUGAACCUAGCCUUUGAAGAUGCAGCGGAAAAUGAUAUUGAGAGCCAAGAAUUCUCUUCCACCAAGAACUUUAAGCGGUCUGUAUUGCUUUCAGUGGAUGAAUGUGAAGAACUGGGGUCUGAUGAUGGCGGGGAGGUCCACACACCCCUCCAAUGUCCCCUGGACGCUGCCACACCUUCUGACGUGUUUGAUGGCAUUCCCCAUGAGCAUCAUAGCAAAACAUUUUACUCAAGAUUCUCCUUGGAGAUUGAGGAUGGAUUCCUGGAGUAUAAGGAGCCUGAUAAGGACAACAAGGAGAGCUCUUCUGUAGAGCCUUGUGGCACUGAGCCAAAAGCAAAAGAUAGCCCGGCCUCUUCAGUUACAGAACGCAAGCCUACAGAGAAAGCUGUGACAGUAGGAUGUGGCCAGCCUCCCACAGAAGAUAAGGAAAAUGCCAGGAGAGAAGAGAAUAAUGAAGUUCAGUGCAAUAAGGUUCCAGACAGUGACCCAAAAUCUCAAGGAAGACCAUGUCACUUGGAUCUUCAUCAAAGGGAUAAUAUUGAGUUGCAAAAGAACAGCUCUACAAAACCUGUAGAUCCAUGUAAGAGUCACUUAUUGGCUCAAGAAGGUCACGUCAAAGAGAGUGAGCCAGCAUCUACUGAAUACGCUAACACUGCUUUAUCUGCAGGAGACAUAGAUGAUUGUGACAGAUUGACACAAACCUGCAUGUUUGAGCAUCGGCCUCCAAAAACCCUUUCUCCAAUAUACGAGAUGGAUGUUGGGGAAGCUUUUGAGCAGAGGAUGGAGUCGGAAGUGGACAUUCUAGAAGUGGAUUUUGAAGAUCAGGAGUUUGCAGAACAGGACUGGUCUCUUCUCAGGCAAUUGUUAUCUGAUCAGGAGUCAAACUUGGACAUCAAAAACUCUGUUCCCGAAGACCUUAACUUAGCACAAUAUCUCAUCAACCAGACGCUAUUUCUGGCACGAGACAGUUCACAACCUCAGGGUAAAGCACAGAUUGACACUUUCAGUAGGUGGACUGAACUAAUAUCUCCGCUGGAUGAUUCUUCAGCAAGCAUCACAGUGGCAAGUUUUUCCUCUGAUGAUUGUUCUUCCCCACAAGGGGAAUGGACAAUUCUUGAACUAGAAACCCAUCAUUGAAGUGUUCAAGUGUUUUGAGAUAGGACUCCUUCCCUCUUCUUCUCCCUGUACCUCUGCAAGUAAAUAUUUGAUGCAAUAUUUCCAUACAAUAAUAAAUACUGCAUCAGAGUUGGUCCUUGAUAAUGAAAUGAUCUGUCCAUUAAAUGGUCCGUUUCUAACUUAAGAUUUAAUUGCAGGUAAAAUAAACUUUUGAGAAUUUAAGUGGAUGUUUUCUAAAAGCUAUUUUUGAGCAUGUCUUUUUUCCCCCCUAGACUUCUUAGGAAGAAUUAGAUGACCUGUAUGAAAAGGUCCUGGCUUACUCUCCCUCCAUUCAUUCACCACUUAAUCGUACAUUCCUGGAUGCUCAAUGAAUUAAAAUGUGAAUGCAGAAUAAGUAGUGAUACCCUUUUUCCUCCCAUCACUCUCCAUCUAGUGAUUUAGUGACUUCUUCCAGGCUAAGAGAUUCACAGUGAUUAUGUCAAAAAAAAAUGUGUGCCAACAGUACUUUAAAUACUAGAAAUGUGUGUUUGAAUUUGCAGGAAAAGUUUUGAUGCAACCGUUUUUGAAUUUAUUUAUAAAGAGCAGCAUGUGUGGUUUGUUUUCUCUGGAUUGGUUUUGUACCUUUUUUUGUUUUAAAAAAAAUUCAAUAAAUUUCUAAAUUGUUUAUUUAAAUCUAAGACUGCACAGGUAUUGCUGGA
This is a messenger RNA of Elgaria multicarinata webbii, 6089 nucleotides long. RefSeq names its product BTB domain containing 8 (gene BTBD8). The coding region runs from base 1 to 5412 and encodes 1803 amino acids. NCBI's taxonomy places the organism in Eukaryota, Metazoa, Chordata, Lepidosauria, Squamata, Anguidae. The transcript has 18 exons. Gene Ontology annotation, molecular function: protein binding. The record is from RefSeq and is a predicted model, not a curated record.